This is a messenger RNA of Talaromyces stipitatus ATCC 10500, 1872 nucleotides long. RefSeq names its product zinc finger protein ZPR1. Gene Ontology annotation, molecular function: zinc ion binding. Gene Ontology annotation, cellular component: nucleus; cytoplasm. Bases 120 to 1577 code for a protein of 485 amino acids. The transcript has 2 exons. The record is from RefSeq and is a predicted model, not a curated record. Lineage: Eukaryota; Fungi; Ascomycota; Eurotiomycetes; Eurotiales; Trichocomaceae.
GAAGCAGCCAUAUACAUACCUGCCACUUCCUGCUUCUCAACUUCCUUCUUUUAUUCACUCGAACUACUGAUAGCAUAUUUUUCCUGUUCGAUUAUCCUUGGAAAACAUUAUACUUCGCAAUGUCGUCGACACAGGACGCCACCGCGCAAAUGGAUCACAUGUUGGAUACUUUGGCCCAUACGAAACCUGAGAAGGAGUCUCAGUUUCAGAAACUUGGAGAAGUUGUCGAAAACGACGACGAUAAUGGUGUAGUUGAAGUUGAAAGUCUCUGCAUGAACUGUCACGAUAAUGGAACCACUCGGCUCUUACUCCUCCGCGUUCCUUACUUCAGAGAUAUCAUACUAGAAUCCUUCGAAUGCCCGCAUUGCUAUUUCAAAGACAAUUCUGUCAAGUCGGCGUCUCAGAUUCAAGUACUCGGAUCCAAAUACACUCUCGUGGUAGAGAACGAAGAAGAUCUUCAGCGACAAGUCAUCAAGAGCGAUGUAGCCAUCUUCCGCCUGGAGACACUGGAAAUCGAGAUGCCCAAGGGAGAAAGCCAGCUCACCAAUGUCGAAGGUGUCCUUCAGAAGAUCCAUUCAACGCUUGAGAGCGAGCAAGAUUUGAGGAAGGAUCAAGCCCCGGAACUAUACAAAGCCCUGCAACCUAUCAUCGAGAAGCUCGCCAAGAUGUUGAACAGGGAAGCCUUCCCCUUCACGAUCUCACUUGAUGAUCCCACGGGUAAUUCAUGGAUCGCGCCCACACCACAUGAUACAGGCAACAAAUACAGGCGUCGGGACUACCCUCGAACACACGAACAAAAUGAGGAAUUGGGUAUCGCGGCAGACCCAGAUGCGCAGAAGGCUGAAGCCACCAACAUGGUUCAGACUGCCGGUGAUCCGGAGGAUCUCGACAUCAUCGAUGGACAGGUUUACACUUUGCCCGCAGAAUGUCCCGGAUGCACCAAAUCGUGUGUUGUGAACAUGCAAAAAGUCAGCAUUCCUUACUUCAAGGAGGUGUUCAUCUGGAGUACUAUCUGCGAUCAUUGUGGAUACAGAACAAACGAAGUCAAGACCGGUGGUGAGGUACCAGAGAAAGGCAAACGAAUCACUCUCAAAGUGGAGACCGUGGAGGAUCUAUCGCGAGAUAUCCUGAAGUCCGACACUUGCGCAUUGUACAGCCAUGAGCUCGAGAUGUCUGUACAGCCGGGCACACUUGGUGGUCGAUUCACUACUGUAGAGGGCCUGUUGACCGAGGUUCGCGAUCAAUUGCAUGGCCAGAUCUUCGAUGUUGGUGAUUCCGGCGCUGGAGAUUCGCUAUCAUCCAGCGACAAAGAGACUUGGACUCGUUUCUUCGACCGACUGGACUCCGCUAUCAAGGGCGAGUUCAAGUUUGUCAUCACACUCGAAGAUCCUCUGGCCAACAGCUACGUGCAGAAUUUGCACUUGCCUGAUCCUGACCCUCAACUGUCAGAGGAGGACUACACACGUUCUGAGGAGGAGGAGGACGAACUUGGCUUGAAGGAUAUGAAGACCGAGGGAUACGAGAACGAUGCCGAGAAUACCAAAAAGGAGGGCGAGGGUCAAGAAUCAAAGGCGUAAAGUCGCAUGAAAAAAAUAUUUUGACGAGGCGCGAGACGGAGUCUGUAAAUACGAGUUGCAUGGGAACAGGCGUGUUAUUUUUUUUUUUUUUGGUAAUGUUCUAGAUAGGUCAUGUUUAUGAUGCAUUAUGAUAUUUCAUGAUACGUUCAUGUAAUCAUAUAAUUCUAUCGAAAUCCUGCCUUCCUGCUUCAAUCUAUAUUCCUCAGGCCAGCUGUAAAUGCUACGCCGCCUAUCUCGAUCGCAAUGCUCAGUACAGACCGUACCGAAGAAGGCACUUAUAGUGUAAUCCAUACGG